AUGGCCAAGAAGAAGAGCAAGAAGGCGGCGAGUGCUGCGGGCGAUGCAAACGAGCAGAAGGAGGCGUUGCGUGCGGGUGAUACUAGGUCGAAGCGAGUUGCAAGGCUGUUCACUGCGAUGCAGGAGAAAGGGGCGGCCUGGUACGGCCGGGAGCGCGAGGGCAUCGCGCUGAUCGAAGGGUUCCAGUCGGCGCUGCUGGCGGUUCGAGACGCGCAGGCUGUCAACAACAGCGAGAGGGACGUGUUGCUGGCUGGACUGGUUGGCAAUGCGGCGAUGGAUCCGUGGCUGGCGGAGGACCUGUACGAGCAGGUGCAGGAGCUGUCGGGCGGCUUCGAGGAGCUCCUGGAGCAGAUGUACGCGCUGCAGGAGCAAGCGAGGGAGAUUGGUGCGUUGGUUAUUGGGAUGGAGGUAGGUCUGGAGCUGGAGAGCUGA
This is a messenger RNA of Phytophthora sojae, 432 nucleotides long. RefSeq lists its product as hypothetical. Bases 1 to 432 code for a protein of 143 amino acids. The transcript has a single exon. Lineage: Eukaryota; Oomycota; Peronosporomycetes; Peronosporales; Peronosporaceae. The record is from RefSeq and is a predicted model, not a curated record.